This is a messenger RNA of Trichoplusia ni (cabbage looper), 971 nucleotides long. Its product is annotated as cuticle protein 16.5-like. The record is from RefSeq and is a predicted model, not a curated record. NCBI's taxonomy places the organism in Eukaryota, Metazoa, Arthropoda, Insecta, Lepidoptera, Noctuidae.
AUGUACUCCAAGUUAACUUAUUUUCUGUGUUUCUAUCAGGUCGUAGUAUUCCUGUGCGCGGCGAGCCUGGCGUCCGCCGGCCACCUGCUGCAAGCCGCCGCGCCCGUGGCGUACAGCGUGCCCGUAGCGUACAGCUCAGCGCCCGCCGUCUCCUCCGUGUCGUUCUCCUCGCACACCGCGCACGCUCCCGUCGCCACCUACUCCGCGGCGCCUGCUGUCGCCACCUACCACGCGGCCCCCGCUGUCGCUGCCUACUCCGCCCCAGUAUACGCCAAGUCCAUCGCUCCCGCCGUGUCCUACUCCUCCGUGUCCACUCACUCCGCCCCGGUGUCUUACGCUAGGACCUACGCUGCCCCCGCAGUCAGCACCUACGCCGCCGCCCCUGUGAUCACCAAGACCAUCGCUGCUCCCGCUGUUGCCACCUACUCUGCCCCCAGUGUACGCCAAGUCCAUUGCCCCGCAGUGUCUUACUCCUCCGUGUCCACUCACUCCUCUCCCGUAUCUUACGCUAGGACCUACGCUGCCCCCGCUGUCGCUACCUACGCCGCUGCUGCCCCAGUAGUCACCAAGACCAUCGCCGCGCCCGCUGUCUCUUACUCCUCCGUGUCCACUCACUCCGCCCCCGUGUCCUACGCUAGGACCUACGCUGCCCCCGCUAUCGCCACCUACGCCGCUGCUGCCCCCGUGGUCGCCAGGACCUACUCCGCUCCCGCCUACACCUCGUACUCUGCUGCCCCGUGGUCACUAAGACCUACUCCGCUCCCUCUUACGCUACAUACCGCCGCCGCUCCGGCCUACUCCUCAUACUCGGCCGCACCCGCUGUCUCUCACGUCUCAUACUCCGGUCUAGGAGCCAACUACGGCUGGUGAACACAUGAUUGUUGAUAUUUAUUACUAGAAAUAGUACUAGUCAAAUCAAGUGGAAUAAGAAAAAUGUUGGAAAAGAACAAAUAAAUAAAAAUUGAAAAAUA